Homo sapiens (human) is the source of this 654-nucleotide messenger RNA. Its product is annotated as POTE ankyrin domain family member A-like. The record is from RefSeq and is a predicted model, not a curated record. The transcript is spliced from 5 exons. NCBI's taxonomy places the organism in Eukaryota, Metazoa, Chordata, Mammalia, Primates, Hominidae. The coding region runs from base 54 to 620 and encodes 188 amino acids.
UGUCUCAAGAACCAGACAUAAAUAAGGAUUGUGAUAGAGAGGUUGAAGAAGAAAUGCAGAGGCACAGAAGUAAUAACGUGGGAAUAUCAGAAAACCUGACUGAUGGUGCCACUGCUGGCAAUGGUGAUGAUGGAUUAAUUCCACAAAGAAAGAGCAGAAAGCCUGAAAAUCAGCAAUUUCCUAGCACAGAGAAUGAAGAAUAUCAUAGGCCUGAAAAGAAAUUUAAUGAAAAGAACACGGUCAAAAGUGAAAUACAUUCAGUGGAUGACCUUGAUGACAUAACGUGGCCAUCUGAAAUAGCCUCAGAGGAUUACGAUUUGCCUUACCCUAAUUAUGAGACUUUUAUGUUGCUCACUGAACAAAUCAAAAUGGAUUUUAACGAUUCUGCUAGCCUAUCAAAAAUCCAGGAUGCAGUUCUUUCAGAUGAACACUUACUAGAACUUAAAAGUAAUCACUGUGAACAACUUACAAUAGAAAUUGAACAAAUGGAAAAUAUGAUUCAUGUACUACAAAAGAAGCUGUCUGAAACAAAAGAAACACAAUUACAGUUAGAACAUGAAAAAGAUGAAUGGGAGCAAGAACUCUCCACUUUGGGGGGAGGAGCCAAGAUGGCCGAAUAGGAACAGCUCCGGUCUACAGCUCCCAGUGUGAGUG